This is a messenger RNA of Arvicola amphibius (Eurasian water vole), 2964 nucleotides long. It is a transcript of the gene Znf821, whose product is annotated as zinc finger protein 821. Gene Ontology annotation, biological process: regulation of transcription by RNA polymerase II. Gene Ontology annotation, cellular component: nucleus. The record is from RefSeq and is a predicted model, not a curated record. The transcript is spliced from 9 exons. The coding region runs from base 1409 to 2650 and encodes 413 amino acids. Gene Ontology annotation, molecular function: DNA-binding transcription activator activity, RNA polymerase II-specific; RNA polymerase II cis-regulatory region sequence-specific DNA binding. Lineage: Eukaryota; Metazoa; Chordata; Mammalia; Rodentia; Cricetidae.
GCGCGCUCCCGCUGCCCGCGUCGCCAUCUUUUUCCCCCUCUGUCCGUCUGUCUGCCGUUGGCUUUGUCCGUCCACCGCGACGCCCCUCGCCUCCCCGCCGCGGGCUCAGCCCGCCGCCCACCCUCUGCCCGCCGGGGUCCAGUCCCGGAGAGCCCCGGCCCCGCCAGCCCGAGCUGCGGCUGGGGCCCAUUGUCCCGCGGUCUGUCUGUCCGGAGGCGGGGCCCAGGGACGCGGAGCGCCGAGGCAGAGGAUUCACAUCACUAGGAUUCAGGCGAGUUUACUUUGCUCCGUGGGACCGCACCAGAGCUGGAGGUGUGAAGUCCCAUGAGGUGCCAUCUGGUCAGUUCCCCAGUGGGCCACUAGGAGGACCGAAAGACGUAGUGGAUGCAAUGCAGCUGCCUUCCUGAAGCUGCAGCCCUGGUGCUGCAGAUUUCAUCUCUUUGCCUUGUAGCUUUAGUAUUGAACUGUUGUCUUGCUAAGAUGAUCUAAAUAGUUACUUGGCUCAAGCUACUUGGCAUUCUUUCAAAUAGAUUUCAUUACCUCUCUCUCAGAGCUUCAGUUCCUGAUCUUUAUGGGGGUAAAUGUAGAUGAGAUUGCAUUUGUUUUUCAUUAUACAAUAGAGAAGUGUAGGAAGAUAGACAGUCUGCAUUUCAUUCAGCUCUCCACUUUGGGAUUCCAUAGACAUGGAGAAAAAGAUCUGAAGUGUGAUGUUCAUUCACAGCUUGUGUUAAAAUGUCUAGAAAGAAUAAACCAGGUGUAGUGAUACGCACCUCUAAUCCACCAGUCAGAAGGCUGAGGCCGCAGGGUCCCCUGAGUCCAGGGAUUUGAAGUCAAGGCCGAGUCUCCAAAAAGAGUAGGGGCAGGGGAGAGAAGAAAACAGAGAAGAGUGACCACCCCCUACAACUGGGGUAUAGCUUAGUUUGUAGAGUGCUUGUCCAGUAUGCAAAAGUCAUAUUCAGCUUCAGUCCCCAGCACCACUUCAAACAGGGAAAGAAGGCUGCCUGUCUUCUUGAGACAGGAAUUUCGGAAGUUCAAGGUCAUUCUCACCCAACCCAGUUUAAGACCAGUUAAGGAUACAUGAGACUCAUAUCUCCAAGGGGGAAAAAAAAAAACCACAGAUAAUAUAUUUCUUUUGUAUUAGAUAUCAGUAUGCUGCUGUCUAAAAUUGGUUUUUCUAUUGUACAUAUUAGGAGUUAUUUUCCUUUUUUUAAUUGAAGGUCUGAAAAGAACUGUGUUUGGUAUGCAGAUAUGAUAGAAGACUGCCUGAAAGCUGCUUCCUUUGCCACUUCCUGUGGAGGCCUGUCUUUGCCAUUUGCGGUUUCUUUCUUCUUUUGGUUAGCACCUCACAAGGAGGUGGUGACUUAUCCAGUGGGACUGGGAGAGACCAGAGCUUUUAUAGCAGGGAAGCAUGUCCCGUAGGAAACAGACAAAUCCAAACAAAGUUCACUGGGAUCAAGUAUUUGCUGGGCUAGAAGAACAAGCCCGACAAGCGAUGAUGAAAACUGAUUUUCCUGGAGACCUUGGCAGUCAGCGACAAGCUAUCCAACAACUAAGAGAUCAGGACUCCAGUAGCAGUGACAGUGAAGGUGACGAAGAGGAGACCACACAAGAUGAAGUAUCUUCCCACACAUCAGAGGAAGAUGGUGGGGUAGUCAAAGUGGAGAAAGAAUUAGAAAAUACAGAGCAGCCUGUUGGUGGUGGGAGUGAAGUAGUAGAGCACGAGGUCACAGAAAACCUAAAUUCUGACCCCUUGCUUGAACUCUGCCAGUGUCCCCUCUGCCAGAUAGACUGUGGGAGUCGGGAGCAACUGAUUGCACACGUGUACCAGCAUACUGCAGCAGUGGUGAGUGCCAAGAGUUACAUGUGCCCUGUCUGUGGACGGGCCCUUAGCUCCCCAGGGUCAUUGGGUCGCCACCUCCUGAUCCAUUCGGAAGACCAACGGUCUAACUGUGCUGUGUGUGGAGCCCGUUUUACUAGCCAUGCCACUUUUAACAGUGAGAAACUUCCUGAAGUACUUAAUAUGGAAUCCCUACCCCAAGUCCACAGUGAGGGCCCCUCCAGUGCUGAAGGGAAGGACAUUGCCUGUAGUCCUCCAGUAUACCCUGCUGGAAUUCUGCUUGUGUGCAACAACUGUGCUGCCUACCGCAAGCUCCUGGAAACACAGACCCCCAGCGUGCGCAAGUGGGCCCUCCGUCGACAGAAUGAACCUUUGGAAGUACGGCUACAACGACUUGAACGAGAACGCACAGCCAAGAAGAGUCGGCGAGACAAUGAGACCCCAGAGGAGCGGGAGGUCAGACGCAUGAGGGACCGUGAAGCCAAGCGCCUGCAGCGCAUGCAGGAGACAGAUGAGCAGCGAGCUCGCCGGCUACAGCGAGACCGUGAGGCCAUGAGGCUGAAGCGGGCCAAUGAAACUCCAGAGAAGCGGCAAGCCCGACUCAUCCGGGAGCGAGAAGCUAAGAGGCUCAAGAGGAGACUGGAGAAAAUGGACAUGAUGUUGCGAGCUCAGUUUGGUCAGGACCCUUCUGCCAUGGCAGCCUUAGCAGCUGAAAUGAACUUCUUCCAGCUGCCUGUGAGUGGGGUAGAGUUGGACAGCCAGCUUCUGGGGAAAAUGGCUUUUGACGAACAGAACAGCAGCUCUCUGCACUGAACCGCACCCUCCUGCCUGACUUCCCGUCCACUCCAGCCCAUAGGGAUCAGUGCUGCUGUCACCCAGGAGGCCACAGUCCUUGCUGCCACAGGCAGGCCUGGGUUGGUUGCAGGGAAACCUGUGCACCCUCUGCAUGUGGGAACAUGAUGGGGUCAGGAGGGACCCGGCUCAAGGCAGCUCUGGACAAAGGAGCAGGCACUCCAGAAACCUGGACUCCUCAGUCCACUGUGGCAGGCCAGGGUUAUGGGACUGUAGGACCCCAGUACAGUCCAUGAAGCUGUGAGGGCAAAUAAAUUAAUUUUAUCUUUACUGGC